UUGAUUGGUCAUUGAAAAUCUGUUCUCAGUCUGAAAUAUUAUUGAUGUAAUUAUUUUCUUUGUUGACCUCAGGGUGAAUGUGGAGAUGAUGUUCAUGAGGCAUUUUCGGCAGACUGGAGGCCUGCUGGUCCCAAUAAAAGGUCUUCCGAGGGUUCUUGUUCAAUUAUUAGAGAUAAACUUAUUCCUAAUGGGUCCGGGCAACAGCCAAAUCAUUCACUGAUAACCUCAAAGUCUCAAGUCUGUUUGCCACCAUAUAGGGCUCGUAGACACAAUAUGGCACACUUGGUGAAAUUAGCGCUAGACUUGCCUCCGGUUAGUCUCCCACCAUCUGUUCGUAUAAUUUCACAGUCAGCUUUCAAAAGUGUCCAGUGUGGAUCAUCUGCCAGUGUUUCUGUCACUGGUAGUGGUGUCGGCUGUUCUGGACAAAAAAGUAAAGCCCUUCUAAUAUCUCCUCUUGCAAGGUUGAGAGCUCCAAAUUUAAUAAAAACUGGAAGAGAUAAAAGUAAUUCAGUGAAAGAUAAUGUCAGAAAUCUGCAACUUGAAGUAUCUCAUGUUGCUGAGGACGGAAGAGGCGCUGAGUCAGAUCUUCAGAUGCAUCCUUUAUUGUUCCAGGCCCCUGCAGAUGGACGUCUGCCAUAUUAUCCUCUGAACACUGGCACUGGUACAACCAGUUCUCUUAGUUUCUUUUCAGCUAACCAGCCUCAACUUAAUCUGAGUCUUUUUCACAAUCCCCGCCAAGUUAGUCAUGUUGGUUGCUUUAAUGAAUCCUUGAAGACCAAAGAGUCUUCCUAUACAGCAUCAUCUGCCAUUGAUUUUCACCCACUUUUGAAAAGAAAUGAGAAUGCAAAUGUUGAUUCAGUGACUGCACCCUCAACUGUAAGCAGAUCUAAUGAGAAAACUAAUGAACUGGACUUGGAGAUCCAUCUUAGUUCAUCAUCCACAAAGAAGAGAGCUUUAGGAAACAAGGAUAUGACUGCACAGAAUAUUGUGCAGUCAGAAAAGAAUGCCGUAGAUUCUGGACAGAGCACGGAAACUCAACAUACUAACAGUAUACAAUACCACUGUGGUGACAAUUACAGCAGGGACAUUUUAAGUGGUCAAUUGUCUGAUGUACCAAGCACUAGAAACAUUGAUGAUAUUGGUGAUUAUUCCAAUCCUGGGAUUGUGAUGGAACAGGAAGAAUUAAGUGACUCUGAUGAAGAAAUUGAAGAACAUGUCCAGUUUGAGUGUGGGGAGAUGACUGAUUCUGAAGGAGAGGAGGGUUCAGGCUAUGAACAAAUUCCUGAAAUGCAAGAUAAGGAGGUUCAAGAUAAUUUAGAGGAAAAUGCAAGAGAUGGAGAUGCUAAUGAUCAGCGGCAUGAACCAAGGAGUCCUCCUGUUGGUAAGGGCAAUGAUUUGGUUCCUGGAAACGGUUCUUCUUUCUUAAAGCUGGGAUUGAUUACCAUGGAGAAGGAAACUACAAGCAGUUCAUGGUUAAGUUUAAGUUCAUGUGCAGCAGGUCAUCCUAUGCGCACAAAACAUAAGAAUGCAGAGGGAACAAUCAGUGAAGGCCUUGCUGCUAAAGAUAUUACUUCUACUGUUAACAGAUCCUUCAAGAAGACAACCCCCAACACAAAAAAGGUUUCAGAACAGAAGGAUAGCACAGACGUGGCGCAACAACUCAGCCUGAGUCCGACCGGGAGGAAACCAAGGAGACGUGUGCCAAACUAGAAAUAUUUCUAUGAUAAAACAUGAGUUUUGCUAAAGUGAUGUUUAGAUAUUGGCUACCAGUCUUUGUCAUCAUCUAUCCCAAUUGGCUAAUGAGUUCUUGGAGCCGAAA
This is a messenger RNA of Mangifera indica (mango), 1819 nucleotides long. RefSeq lists its product as uncharacterized. Bases 274 to 1710 code for a protein of 478 amino acids. The transcript has 2 exons. The record is from RefSeq and is a predicted model, not a curated record. NCBI's taxonomy places the organism in Eukaryota, Viridiplantae, Streptophyta, Magnoliopsida, Sapindales, Anacardiaceae.